UUUCCGGGCGCGCGCCGCCUGGUCGCCGGGGUCGUGGUGGUGCCGUCGUCAUGGCGGGGGAUUCCCGCGUCGCCCCGGCCGCCGACUACCUGCCCGCCAGCCCGCCGCGGGACGCCUGCGUCUACAACAGCUGCUACUGUGAAGAGAAUAUCUGGAAGCUCUGUGAAUACAUCAAAAACCAUGACCAGUAUCCUUUGGAAGAGUGCUAUGCUGUCUUCAUAUCUAAUGAGAGGAAGAUGAUACCGAUCUGGAAACAGCAAUCAACACCUGGAGACGGACCUGUGAUCUGGGAUUACCAUGUUGUCUUGCUUCAUGUUUCAAGUGGAGGACAGAGCUUCAUCUAUGAUCUUGACACUGUCCUGCCUUUUCCCUGCCCCUUUGAUGCUUACGUGGAAGAUGCCUUUAAAUCUGAUGAGGACAUCCAUCCACAAUUUAGAAGGAAAUUUCGAGUGAUCCGAGCAGAUUUGUAUUUGAAGAAUUUUGCCUCUGACCGAUCUCACAUGAAAGAUUCCAGCGGGAACUGGAGAGAGCCUCCUCCAUCCUAUCCGUGUAUUGAAACUGGAGAUUCCAAAAUGAACCUGAAUGAUUUCAUCAGCAUGGAUCCAGAGGUCGGAUGGGGUGCUGUCUACUCCCUCUCUGAGUUUGUGCAUCGGUUUGGCAGUCUCAACUAUUGAACUGGACAUGCAGAUGCAAAAUAAUAAAGACUGGGUUAUGGACAGCUUGUCCCUUUACCUGGGAAGAUGCACUAGAUUUGGAAUUAUGUUUUCCUUUUUUAAUUCAAUUAAGUUGAAAAGAGUGAACACAAAUACAAAUUGACUAUUUGGGGGAAUGUGUCAAGGUGAAAUUUGACAUAGUAUAUAUUUGCCCUGAUAUUCUUAUAUGUUAUUUAUUAAAACAUAGGAUGACACGUCAGGAUCUGCUCUUGGCAUGAUAGGGAUGUGGAUUUUGAGUCAAUUGGGUAUGUUGGGUUUUUCACCAGCUGUAUUUAUUGUACGUAAGACCCUUGAGAUCAGGCACAUUGCUCAUUGCUCUGGGAAUUGUGCAUGUCCAUAGGAAGGUCCACGAAGUGUUCAUUAGUGAUUGUUCUUUUGCUGGAGGAGGGCGAAUAUAUUGUGAGCUGAAUCAGCAAGUAAGUCUUAGUCUUUUUUGACUAUCAUAGUUCCUUAUAAAAGAAUGGAGUCCUCUCAGGCUUGAAUGAUAUCUGGCUUAUUAUGUUUUUAAAUAAAAUUGACUUAAA
Suncus etruscus (white-toothed pygmy shrew) is the source of this 1237-nucleotide messenger RNA. RefSeq names its product N-terminal glutamine amidase 1 (gene NTAQ1). NCBI's taxonomy places the organism in Eukaryota, Metazoa, Chordata, Mammalia, Eulipotyphla, Soricidae. The transcript is spliced from 6 exons. The record is from RefSeq and is a predicted model, not a curated record. Gene Ontology annotation, cellular component: nucleus; cytosol. The coding region runs from base 51 to 674 and encodes 207 amino acids. Gene Ontology annotation, molecular function: protein-N-terminal glutamine amidohydrolase activity; protein-N-terminal asparagine amidohydrolase activity.